Messenger RNA from Macrobrachium nipponense, 663 nucleotides. RefSeq names its product tigger transposable element-derived protein 1-like. Gene Ontology annotation, cellular component: nucleus. Bases 1 to 663 code for a protein of 220 amino acids. Gene Ontology annotation, molecular function: DNA binding. The transcript has a single exon. The record is from RefSeq and is a predicted model, not a curated record. NCBI's taxonomy places the organism in Eukaryota, Metazoa, Arthropoda, Malacostraca, Decapoda, Palaemonidae.
AUGCGAGUAAAGGAACUGGCCAAGCACUACAACCGUACAACGUCAACGAUCUGCACCAUCUUAAAGCAGAAGGAGUCCCUAAAGAAAAUUAAGCCAGCCAAAGGUGUCAAGAUUAUUUCAAAGCACCGUACAGAUGUGCAUGAGACGAUGGAGAAUCUGCUGUUGGUGUGGCUGAUGGAAAAACAACUUGCCGAAGAUAGCGUCACCGAGGGAAUAAUCUGCGAGAAGGCGCGCAGUAUUUCUUCAGAUUUACAGCAGCAAACCCCAGGUACUUCAGCGGAGGAGGAAUCCUUAAAAGCCAGUCGGGGCUGGUUUGAUAAUUUUAAGAAAAGGACAGGGAUUCACUCCGUUGUUAGGCAUGGUGAGGCAGCAAGUGCUGAUGUAAAGGCAGCAGAAGAGUUCGUGAAAACAUUCGCAGAAUUCGUCGAGGCAGAAGGAUACAUCCCCCAGCAAAUCUUCAACUGCGACGAAACAGGGCUCUUCUGGAAGAAGAUGCCGAGGAGAACAUACAUCACCGAAGAGGAGAAGAAGAUGCCAGGACACAAACCUAUGAAGGAUAGGUUGACCCUCGCCCUGUGUGCACAUGCGAGUGGCGACCUGCAAAAUAAAGCCUACUCGCAUACCCAUUCGGAGAACCCCAGAGCUUUAAAGCACACAAGAUAA